This is a messenger RNA of Vollenhovia emeryi, 1150 nucleotides long. RefSeq lists its product as uncharacterized. The transcript has 4 exons. The record is from RefSeq and is a predicted model, not a curated record. Lineage: Eukaryota; Metazoa; Arthropoda; Insecta; Hymenoptera; Formicidae. Bases 285 to 974 code for a protein of 229 amino acids.
ACCGCGCGCGACUCGUCGCGAUGCCUUGACGAACGCGACGGGAACGGGACAAAGGACGCUGUGGUACGCAGCCGGAGGGACGCCAUGUUCACUUGUCAACGUACGUCAAGGUGUUCCCGUGCGGAAGGAGCGAGUGGCCGCUCGCCGUCCGCCGCCGAAUAGAGAAGCCAGGAGUGACCGAGGCGCCGGUCCGCGAGCGCCGAGGGUUCCUUCUCGCCACCUUACGUUCCAUCUCGUCUCCGUCUCGCCUCGCCUCGCCUCGCCUCGCCUCGGCCCGUCACGUCAUGGAAAGCGACGCCGCUUCCGCCGAGUCGCGGAAGCGCAAACGCGAGGAAUACGAGAUGCAGCUGUUCGGCUUCCAUUCCCGUGCCGUGUUCGCGACUCUAGUCGAAAAUAUUGUGCUGGAUAGGAUACGGUCUAAGAACCGAAAGUUGUGCGAGACGUUGAGAAAUAUACAUAAGCCGGAUCAAAAUAAAUUGGCCGUGCUAAGCGCAAACGAGAAAGAACUUUACAGAGCGUACUACAAUGCCUCUUCGACUCAGUUGGAACAUUUAGAGAGUAUCGUGAACAAAUUUAUCGCUGUACCCGACAAUGUACUGUCUGAGGAGGACGCGCCUCAGAGAACGCAAUGGUCGAAACUAGAGGUUGAGGACGUGCUCAAGAUGCUAGAAGAGAUGCGGCGGAGAGCGAAAUCUGUGCAUAUAUUGAACGCGGUGUUGAAGGAGGAAUUGCAGCUCGUGGAUCAAUUUUCGAUCUGCGCGGACAAUAUCGAUAGGCUGAAUCAGAUAAUUGAGAGCGAGAUCGCGUGCCCGGAUGUCGGUGACAAAAUUCAUCGGUUAGUCGACGAUUACAAACAAUUCAGUGCGUUGGAGCGCGCUGCCGGCGACGCUGAGGCAGCACCCGUGUCGCAAAAGUCGCGCUACUAUACGAUCGACGAUGUCAAAUGUAUAGAUUACGAUGUGGAUACUCUAUAAUUGUACAGAAAAGAGGGAGAAAUUAUUUUUGCGACUCAUCUCUGGAUACUUUGUUGCUGACACUGCCUCUUUGAGAUUAUUGUAUCUAAUAAAUGAAUUCUGUAGUUUUUAUACGAAUGUUACAUAAAUGGCAAUUUAGUUUUUUUUUAAUACCAAUUAAAUGCUAACUGCUCUUA